Messenger RNA from Lacerta agilis (Sand lizard), 1368 nucleotides. RefSeq names its product GSK3B interacting protein (gene GSKIP). Gene Ontology annotation, biological process: regulation of canonical Wnt signaling pathway. Lineage: Eukaryota; Metazoa; Chordata; Lepidosauria; Squamata; Lacertidae. The record is from RefSeq and is a predicted model, not a curated record. The transcript has 3 exons. The coding region runs from base 109 to 528 and encodes 139 amino acids. Gene Ontology annotation, molecular function: protein kinase A binding; kinase regulator activity. Gene Ontology annotation, cellular component: cytoplasm.
GCUGGCUGCACAGCCUCCGUCUCGUCUCGCGAGAACUUCAAGACGGGAUAGAACGGCUCGCGGGUGGCGAAGAGCCGGAGAGUAGAGACGGGAUGGAGUAGGGGCAGAAUGGAGAUGGACUACAAUUCCAUGGACCUGUCCAAUAACACAGGGGUUGAAGACAAUUCUGAAUUCAAGGAUUUUGAAGGAACAGACGUGAAGGACAUGAGAUUAGAAGCGGAAGCUGUUGUGAAUGAUGUGUUGUUUGCUGUGAGCAACAUGUUUGUCUCUAAAAGCCUCCCAUGCGCAGAAGAUGUGGCGUACAUCAACGUGGAAACUAGGGAAAGGAACAGAUAUUGCCUAGAGCUCACAGAAGCAGGACUUAGGGUGGUUGGCUAUGCUUUUGACCAGGUGGAUGACAGCGUACAAAAUCCCUAUCACGAGACUGUCUACUCUCUGUUGGACUCUGUUAGCCCAGCGUAUCGAGAAGCAUUUGGAAAUGCUUUGCUACAAAGACUAGAGGCUUUGAAAAGUGAUGGGCAGUCGUGAUUGAAUUUGCAAUCAAAAUGGGCUUCAACAAAAGUUGCUGCUGGAUCUAUAUAGUUUGUUCUGAGGCCUGAUGGCAGAGGGGGAGAAAUUAUUAACCUGAACUCUUUGCUUUCAAAAAAUCCCUUGUUCUAUGACUUGCAGUGACACCAAUUUGUAAACUAUGUCCUUGAUACUGUUGUUCAGAGUUAGUUGCCCAAUUUAUUUUUAAGGUAACGUAGUCACAUAUAUAGUUACUGUUCUUGGUUAAACUUUCCUUUAGAUAGUUACAAUGUAACACAGUCUAUAGUUUUUGUCUCCGAUAUUUAACUUUUUACUUUAAAAUUCUUCUAACAACUUUUGUAUUUGUUCAGUAGUGUGCUUCACAAAUAACUUGGUUUUAAGAAAACCAAAUAUUUGCCAUAGCUAAUUUAAUGAAAUGAAUUUUGUUUUGUAUUUAGCUCAACUUCUUGUAUGUGGAUUUACACAUUCUCUAGCUCAUUCAUUAGAGUGGUAAAAUGAAACAUUAUUAAAUAAAACAUCUCUUAGGAUAUGAUCCACUAAAACGUUAGGCCAGUACUUUUCAGUAACCGAACAACAGUGUGCAGUAUUUGGUGUAGUCUUGAGGGUAUCAAGCAGCAAUGCUAAACAAUAGAUAUAUUGUUGGCAUAAUGAAUGUAUUCAUCAGCUGAAAUACAAAUGGGAUAAGCACAGAAAUGAAAAAAAUAAAAAGCCACAUUCUGCAUAAAGCCCAAUCCUGCAUUGCUUUUGUUAAACUAUUAAUACUGUGUAAAGAGAACUAUUUGCAUUGCUUUGAAUGUUUACAUAAUGUACAGUAUAUCUAAAAGUAUUUUUGAAUCUUUA